Molecule: messenger RNA, 1216 nt
Organism: Camelus dromedarius (Arabian camel)
Lineage: Eukaryota; Metazoa; Chordata; Mammalia; Artiodactyla; Camelidae
Gene: DNAAF6
Product: dynein axonemal assembly factor 6
Exons: 7
Coding region: 102-758 (218 amino acids)
Biological process (GO): flagellated sperm motility; axonemal dynein complex assembly
Cellular component (GO): cytoplasm
Molecular function (GO): dynein intermediate chain binding; protein-folding chaperone binding
Source: RefSeq, a predicted model, not a curated record
GGGGAGUUAGGAAACAAAGUUGUUACCCGGGCAACACGGGACGCAGAGCUCUCCACCGUAUUUUCGGAGCCUAGAGAGCGACCCAAAAACUGACCCAGAACAUGGACUCUGAAAAUAUGGAAUCUGAAAAUGCAGAAACUGAAAACAUGGAAACUGAACACAUGGAAUCUGAAAACAUGGAAAUUGAAACUAUUUCUUCAGUUUCAACUCUGCAGGCUCUCUCAAGACUACUUUAUCCUGAAGAGGAUGACUUUGAGUUGGAACAGGCAAAUAGUUCAUCUGCCGUCGGAGCCAUGGGUCCUGGGAAUAUUGGACCACCAAAAAGAGAAGAGCUCAAAAUCAUCCCUCAAACCAGCAAUGAAAAUACGAAGGACAUCUGGAAUCCAGAGGAGGUUCUAGAAGGAGCAGAGCACCACGACAUGUGGGAUGUCAGAGAAACACCAGAAUAUGAAAUUCUAUUCAAACAGCAGGUGGGAACUGAAGAUGUGUUCCUGGGAUUGACCAGAAAGGACGCUUCAACUGCGUGUUGUAAGGAUCUACUGGUUAAAAUUAAGCUGCCAAAUACAAGCCCUUCUGAAAUUAAAAUCGAUAUUCAGGAAAUGAUCCUCGACCUCCGUACUCCUAAUAAGAAACUGUUGCUAACCCUUCCCCAUCCUGUGGAAUGCAACAGUGCCAAAGCUUGCUAUAUCCUUGAAAGUGAGACUCUCGAAGUUACCGUGACUAUGAAACGAGAGUUGGAUUUUCUUAAUUUCUUCUGAAACUGCAUGGAUAAGGAGGAAACUUGGUAAAACAGCACUGAUUAAAAAAACUGAAAACUGAAAAAAUUGCUUAAUGGUUUCAAUCUUCUCUGUAUUAUUCUGAUAUAUUUCAGAAAGGGCCUAUCAAUUCUAGUGAUAUUGUGAUCAUUUACAGUCAUUUCUUUUACUCUAGCAAGAAAUAUUGUUUUCUCAUACUAAUAAGCUAUUUCAUUUUUAUAGUGAUCACUGGAUAGAAUUUACAGGUUAACCAAUUAGAUUACUACAUGGUCAAUUAAAUAACUGAAAUAUGACCGUGAAAUAGUUGGUCCACUUGUUUCAGUGGUCUAAAGAACUUAAGCCAAUUGAUUAUAACAUGAUACAAUCAGUUGCAUAGCAAUUGGUCAUUAUUAUCACCAGAAAAGUUUAUUCAGUUUCCUUUUUUGUUGUUGAUUUAAUCAAAUGAUUUUGACUGUUCUCUG